UUGAGGCCUAUAAGGGGUCUUGGACCGGCCUGCUCAUAGCAAUACUCUUAUACUACAUGUACGUUAAAAAAUUUCAUUAUUAGCAUUAUGUGUAUAUGGCUAUUUGUUUUGAAUUAUGGUUGAAUGUUUAACAACCGUUGUACAUAUAAAUAUAAGCUUUCACUGUCUACUACCUACCUAGUACCCACCACUUGCAUUUUUCCAGAGUUAAUAUUUCCUUUUCUUUUUGAAUUCACACAACAAUUAAAGAUCUGUUGCUGUGUUGACUUUAAUUAAUAGCAUCAUUAACAACAUUCAUACAAACAUAAAUCCACAACACAUACACCACUGCAUUAACAAGGCAUUAUGAUCACUUGAAGCAGAGAAAAUAAAUGGUUCAUAUCAUCAUAAGCUAGAAAGAUUAAUCAUAUAAUUAUGGAGUUUCUUUCUUUCCUGGUUACCUUUGUUGUUUUGAGAGUUUUUUCUCAAUUUACAACAACUUUAGCUGUGGUUGAUACCCUUAGACCAUCCGAAAUCAUGAGAGAUAAUUACAACACAGCUUUAUUGGUAUCCAAAGAAGGAAUGUUUGGAUUGGGAUUCUUUACUCCAACAGCUAGUUCAUCAAAGAAUCGUUACUUGAGAAUUUGGUACAACAACAUUACAGGUAACCAAACUGUUGUUUGGGUUGCAAACCGAUGUGAACUGAUCAAGGAUUCAACUGGCUCGUUGAGUAUAAACGACAAAAGAAAUCUUGUGCUUUUUUCUGGACAGAGUAAUAACAGAGUGCUUGUUUGGUCUACAAACUCUUCGAAACAAGCUCAGGAACCACUAGUUCAGCUCUUGAAUAAUGGUAACUUAGUUUUGAGAGAUGAAAAAGAUGCAAACACAACAAAAUAUUUAUGGGAAAGCUUUGAUUAUCCUACUGAUACAAUGUUACCAGGAAUAAAAUUGGGAUGGGACUUGAGGAGAGGUCUAAAUAGGCGAUUAUCGUCGUGGAAGAGCUCUGAUGAUCCUUGUCAUGGAGAUUACACUUAUGGGAUUGAGCUUGGUGAACCAAACAAUACAUUUCCUCAACUAAUUAUUCGUAAUGAUUCUUCGAUUUUGUAUCGCGAAGGGCCAUGGAGAGGUGUAAGUUUCAGUGGACCAGCUAAUUUUGUAAAAGUUGCUUGGCAAAUGUCUGAUUACAUAUUUGUCGAAAAUGAUGAUGAAAUUUACUUCACUUACAAUACUCAAAUUAAGUCAUUGAUCUCAAGAAUUUUUCUUAGCCAAGCAAUUGAUUACAUGAAACGGACAGAAGCACAAGAAGUUUGGGAAUCUUAUUACAAAAUUCCACUUGACCAAUGUGACAAUUAUGGAACAUGUAAAGCUAAUGCUAAAUGUAUCAUGGUAGAUAACAAACCAGUAUGUCAAUGUUUAGAAGGUUAUGAACCAAAAAACGAAAGAAUUUGUUUGAAGGAUGUGUGAGGAACAGUGUUGUGAAUUGUCAAGAUCCAGAGAAAGAUGUGUUCAAUUUAACUUCCGAGUUGAAAGUAUCCGAAACUAAAUAUGCUUGGGCUAAUAAAAGUAUGAACCUUGGUGAAUGCAAUGCUAAAUGCUUAAGUAACUGCUCUUGUACUGCUUAUGGUUACAAUUCCAAUUUGGAUGGUAAUAAUUAUGAUUUAGGUAUUGGCACUGUAGAAUGUGAACUUAUCUAUGCAAUCUAACAGGACUCAAUCAUAGAUAGAAAUCACAAGACUUGCAACAGUUAAGCAAGCCUAGAGGAAGAGAUGUUAUUUAUAGAAGAGCAGAGUUGUUACAGAGAAGAAAAGUAAAACAGAAAACAGCCAAAGAAACAAGUGGCAUAAUAGUUUGUUACAACAGUAAAACAGCUGUAUUAACUAAUUGACUAACGAACUCUGACUAUUGCUAAUAGGCACUGAGUGUGUCCUCUUGUUUGGAGAUUUGUUCGAUACUCGAAAUAACAAGGAUAUUUAUGGAAGAGAACAAAAUGUGUAUCUUCGAAUACCAUUUUUGACAUCAGGUACAUACUAGUGUAGAUUUAAAAUGUUGCAUUUUAUUUGUGGGGUUUAUAUUACACUUAACAGCUACCAAGUCUUAAUUUUGUCUUAGGAUUUCGGGAUCGAAUUGAGUAAAUUAUGGAUUUCUAUUUCCCUUUAUUUUGCUUUUCUCAGAUCUUAAAGGAACAAAUAAUGUGUCCAAGGUAAAGAUAGCAGUGAUAAUUGUAGCUGUCAUUGUCUUCAUUGGAUUAGUUUUGAUUGGCUAUUACAUUUGCAGGAGGAGAUACAUUAACGGUAACAGACUCAACACUUUACUUCAUUUUUGUUAUUAACGGUAACUGAGCGUUAAGAGUGGUUUUUUUUUUUUUUUUGAGAAAAUUCAAUGUUAUUAUAAAUUAGAAGUCAUUUACAACAACAGAGAAUAUAGGAUAGGGAAUUUCUCCUAUCCAACAAAUGUCAUCAUCCAACCCUAAAGAGAAUUUAGCAAAACCAUGUGCUUCUUGAUUGGCAGAGCGUUUUACAUGGGUAACUAAAACCUGAGGAAAAAAGGACAAAAGACAACGAACAUCCAUAAUAAGAUCAGAAAAACAAGAUAAAUCCUUAGAAGCAAAUG
Molecule: messenger RNA, 2589 nt
Organism: Cannabis sativa
Lineage: Eukaryota; Viridiplantae; Streptophyta; Magnoliopsida; Rosales; Cannabaceae
Product: S-locus-specific glycoprotein S6-like
Exons: 2
Coding region: 415-1443 (342 amino acids)
Biological process (GO): recognition of pollen
Source: RefSeq, a predicted model, not a curated record